This is a messenger RNA of Sphaeramia orbicularis (orbiculate cardinalfish), 8711 nucleotides long. RefSeq names its product zinc finger protein 704 (gene znf704). Gene Ontology annotation, cellular component: nucleus. The transcript is spliced from 9 exons. Gene Ontology annotation, molecular function: RNA polymerase II cis-regulatory region sequence-specific DNA binding; DNA-binding transcription factor activity. Bases 627 to 2189 code for a protein of 520 amino acids. Gene Ontology annotation, biological process: regulation of transcription by RNA polymerase II. Lineage: Eukaryota; Metazoa; Chordata; Actinopteri; Kurtiformes; Apogonidae. The record is from RefSeq and is a predicted model, not a curated record.
GUCGGAGCCGACGGCGGACUGGAUUCAGCUGGACCCGGAACAGGAGUCACCUCACGGUCGUAUUUUUAACCGUGUUUAGCCUAAACCCGGGGGAUAACCACGUACGGAGUCGUGGGGGAUGAAAUAACUCGACGUGUUCGCCUCAGAUGAUUACUGUCGGAGCGCUUUCUUCGUGGAUAAGCCGCCAUUUUGUUUAAUCGUGUGCAAAUGUCAUUUCGGUUCCGAAAAUCCACUUCCGGUCCGGGUUUUCCCUGCUGCCGGGGCCGCUCGCAGGGAGCAGUGGGGAAAACAAACAGGUCGAACGGAGGCAGACCGGAGCCGGUGGAUGUGGAGGCUGAGCACCGGGGAAUGGAGCGGGUUUGUCGCUGAAUGUUUUCGGUGCUGUUUGUAAUCGGUCGGUGCGGUUUGGAUGUGUGUGCGGUGUGAGGCAGGCUCUGGAGCUGUGUUCCUCCGGCUAUGGUGCCCGGGUCCGACCUUCUGCUGGAGCAUACUCUACCGGCUGCGGUUUUGUGUUUUUCUCGACGUUGUUUACCGGUUCUAUUUCGACGUUUAAUGAUUUAAAAAAGAAAAAACACCGCUUUUUUUUUCGCUGCGCCUGAAUUUCCAGAGACUCUUGUUCUGUAGACAUGCAUACGAGGCGUCUGGUCAAACGGUCGAUCCUCGGCAGCCGCGUUUAUGCGCCCAGUCCGACGGGGGACGGAGCCCCGGUGACAGGAGUGGUCCAGGCUGUCAAACAGGAGAACAGGGACGUGUCCACGGCCGCGGGGGCCCGGAGGAGCGUCUACACGGUGCUCAUGCAGGACGGAAGCCUCAAGGAGUUCACCGAAGAGGAGAUAGCUGCAGGAUUCAACCACAGCAAAGGACCACUGAAGUCCAGCCUGAAGCACUGCUCCAGCAAUGGAGACAGCCAGAAGUUGGAGGGUGGCUCACUCAGCCCAGAGGCAGCGGAUGACCAGCGAGUGGUUGAAGUAAAGCGUGUCAGCCGGGACCCCGACACCCGAUCUGUGUCCCUGUUGGAGCAGAAACGCAAGGUGGUGUCAUCCAGCAUUGAUGUCCCUCAUGCUAGCAGACGCUCUGAGGAGGAAGUGGACAUGGAUAAGGUGACAGCUGCCAUGGUACUGACCAGUCUGUCCACCAGCCCGCUGGUUAGGAGUCCACCUGUUAAAGUCAGUGAGGGUCUGAGUGGGUCGUGGAAGGACAACGGCUCAGCUGGACCCUUCACCCCAUCCAGUAACAGCUCCUCCGGAGGCUACUGGAGCUGGUCCGCUCCCAGUGAUCAGUCCAACCCUUCCACGCCCUCCCCGCCUCUGUCCGCUGACAGCUUCAAGCCGUUCCGUGUGCCCAGCCUCGGCGGUGUGGGACCGGGCCCCGCAGGGCCUGAGGACCCCAGCCUGGACGAGCAGGACGGAAGCAGCCUGCUCUUCGAUGAGCCCAUCCCUCGCAAGCGCAAGAACUCCAUGAAGGUGAUGUUCAAGUGCCUGUGGAAGAACUGUGGCAAAGUGCUGAGCACCGCUGCCGGCAUCCAGAGACACAUCCGCACCAUCCACCUGGGGCGGAACUAUGACUCGGACUGCAGCGACGGUGAGGAGGACUUCUACUACACAGAGAUCAAGCUCAACACAGACUCUGUGGCUGACGGCUUGAGCAGCCUGUCCCCUGCGUCGCCCUCCGUUCUCUCCCCACCUCCGCCUCUCCCUUCUCCUUUGCCGUCCCUCAAUCAGCCGUCAGACUCCCACAGACCCCAGCAGGGCUCAGACGUCAAGGAGCCUCACGCUGGGGGUACCACCCCUCUCAGCCGCUCGGCGCCCAGCGCUCUCUACCUCAUCCAUACGGACCACGCCUACCAGGCCACAGCUCCUGUGUCCAUCCCGUCCAGCAGCAGUAACUCUAACGGCUCUGCAUCCACCAGCUUCACUCCCACCAACAGCUCUAGCUUUAGCAUCUCCUGGCAGUCACCGCCCGUCACUUUCACCGGGAACACGGUGUCUCCCAGUAAAAGCCAGGGCUUUGGUGAACAGCGCUCCCAGACCAUCGCCGUCCUCUCAUCCCCUCCCAGAGCCACCACUGCCCUCAGUCGGAAAGUGCGUGGUGAGGGGAAGAAGUGCCGGAAAGUGUAUGGGAUGGAGAACCGUGACAUGUGGUGCACUGCCUGCCGCUGGAAAAAGGCCUGCCAGAGAUUCACCGACUGAGCAUCCAUACGUUCAAAAGAGCACCAUGACAACAAGGAGCUGCUCUCUUUCUCAUCCAACAAAGGGGGAGGGACAUCCAGUUUUUUUCUUUUUUUGCAUGCUUUUUGGUUUUCUUCAGCUCAGAAUUACAAAACUGUCCAUCCAGUUCUGGAUCCACCCACUCCGUUGUCUCCUCACCCCUCAGCUCCACUGAACCAAACCUUUCCAGCCGUAAGCAGAUCCUGAAGCAUGGUGUGGUCAGCUUUUACAGUGCCGUCCAGGAUUCCCAGUACUGCCUCGCCAUUCCCAUCAGUCCCAGUUUUGGGAAACCGCAGUGCAGCUAAACAGUGUAAAGUAAAAGUAGAUCAAAGAGUUUUGCAGUUUUUUUUUUUUUAAAUAUAUAAAUAUAUAUAUGUAUAUAUGUUGGGUUCAGCGUUACAUCUUUCUAUGUUUUUUAAAGCUCUGGUUUUUAAAUGGAAAGUCUGUCAAAGAAAGGGUCUACAAAAGGCCAAAAGUUCAUUAUUUUUUUCUUUUAUUCUGAAGAAGAGUAGGCCUUUGAAGAGCUUUGUAAAAACAAUGGAGGUAAAGUUUGGAGUUUUUGUUCUUCCUUCGACCUGUUCAUCUCCUGUUUUCUUUCUGGACUUUCUGAGGAGAUCUUUUAUUACCAACAUCACAGCCUCUCUCCCCUGUUCUUCAUCCUGACAGCCCCCCGAGGGCAACGGACAGCAGAGCCUGGGUAAAGGCUGGAUACAGCGAGAAAGAGAGAGAUAGAAAGACACACACACACACACACACACACACACACACAAGGGGAAUGAUCAAUGCAAAAAAAGAUCCACUUUCCAGUCAGGGAAUGCAGAUGGACUAUGACAGUGAUGGUGUUCACUUCACACACACACAACUUCAAGUAUUACCACACAAUCGCAACAGAAGACAGCAACUGUUUUGUAUGCCACUUUUUUAUCCAGUUGAUUCAUUUUGUUUUAUCAGGGAUGUGAUAAAGAAAGCAAAACCAGCAGCUCAGACUUGGGGUUACACUGCACACAGCACUAUCUCAAUAGUUUCCUCUCCUUUCAUUAUACAUGACAACUUUUCAACCAAAAACUCAUUUAUCUCCUUUAUGUUUUUGGUUUUUGUUAAGGUGCCAUGUUUACUGUUCAGAUGUUUCCCCCCCUCAAAACCCAGACUGUGUAUGUAUCUCCUGCUACAGAAUAACCUUCCUGACAGCACUGGAAGUGUGAAGUCAGCAGCAGCAGCAGCAGCAGCAAGGCCAUAAAAAGAGAAGCAUCUUUCACCACAUGCAGAGAUACAGAUUGCCCUCCUCUUCAACCAUCUUUGUAAACUUUUCCCAAAGGGAAACGUAACUUUGUGUUUACCACAGAGGUGCAUCUUGAUGAUCUGCAAGCCAAAAUGGGGGAAGACUUAAAACCAAAAGUGAAGCACUUGCACUGUAUGUGGGAAAGCAAGCACUUGGUCCACUCUUCAAAGUCUGUGGUUACUGAGCUGAAAGUCUCCACCACACCUUCUUUAUUUCCACACUUAAGAGGGAGGAAUAAUAAGAGAUUGGACCAUCCAGACUUGAGUACUUCACUGUUUUUUUUCUGAAUUCUUAUUUACUCCAAGAGUUUUAAGAGAAGGUUCGGGAAGAGAAAUUGUGAGCAGUUGAUUGGGUCCCUCUUUUGUUGUACUGUACACUUCAUUCACUGGACAACAUGUACAGUAACACAUGGUUGUCAAGUGGGUGAAGAGGGUCUGUGUUAGCUGUGGCUUUGCUUUGUCUUUCCACUCUCAUGUGGGGUCAGUUACAAUGCAGCAGUUACAUGUAUCUGAUUUAAAUAUGUGGGUUUGGAUUGAAGGAAGCAGAUUAAAUGAGGCCUAACUAGUUUACAUAUGCUCACUCUGUACUCGUAUAGAUGGACCAAUAGUUUUAUCAGUCGGCUGCAUUCAGCUUCAUUAAGGUGUACUAAAAGUGAUGAAAAUGUCCUUUGUUCAAGUUAAGACCAAUAUAUCUCCCAGCUACAUUGUUGUUGCAUUCUGUCUGCAUUGUCAUGUUUAAUAAUCUUAAUUUUUUCUCCACAUAGUGGCUCAUUUGACAUUUAUUCUAAACCAACACCAGCUGAUAAACUUCCACACCCACCCAUUUAAUCUACAGUACUUCUGCCCCUACUUUAUUUUUGCUCAGCUGUAUCUAUUUAUAUAUAUAUAUAGUUCUUGUAUGUUCCAUGUUUAUGACUUUGGUCAUUAUUUCAUCUUCCACGUGUUGUAUGAGACAGGUUUUACAUUUGUUUGAGGAAAUAAUAAUGUUCAGCCUUUUUCAGGCUGCUUUUGUUUUGACAAUAGAGAUAGCCUUAAAGUCACUCUUUUGGAAAUCGCCGUGCUUCUUCUACACUGAUACUUUGGUCUGAAAUAUUUAGAGGAUCUCAAAACUGAUUUGCCAUUGUAUCAUGUGAACGUAUUGUUUAAAAAAAAUUAGACAAAUCUAUAUAUACAGAAAGGAAAAAACAGGCUUGAAUUUAAAUUCAGAACCUAAAGUACUUUGAUUUGGUUGUUUUUCUAUUUUUCUUCAUAUAUAUAAAAUUUACUGUUAUUGGCUUUUGUUUUCAUGUUCUGCUGAAGGAAGUGUGGUUGUACCCAUAGGAGGCAGCAGCUCAGGCCUUCUGUUCCCAGGUUCCCAGCUUGUUCUGCUCUUUUCAGUCAGUGUAAUCUGCAUGCUUCUGCCUACAGCUCCUUCACGUCCCGCUCCCCACUGCUGCCGCUGCUUAGUGAGUUUGUUCACAAAACACAGUUGAUUAAAACCUUUAUCUCAUUUCCAGUUCUCCUCUCAGUGUCAUUGAGGCCCACUUGCAAUUAGUUUGAUUGACAUCUUUGUGUUUUUGUGGCCGUGUGUGUGAACGUGAAGGAAUCCCCCCUCAGGCAAAGCAUGCAGGCUACCACUGAAGCACAGCUCUCUGCACCCCCCCCAUCCCCCCUCCCCUCUGUGCAUUGCUUUGACUCUUUCAGUGGAGUUGCACACCUUCAUCAGACGGCCUGCGGCGUCUGACCCUCCUGUCACUGCAUGUGCAGGUCGAGUCCGCUGUGAGGCGUCUGACAAAGCAACAUGUGUGGGUUAAAGGAUGGGGUUUUGAAAAUGUGACUGAUACUGUUUUUUUUUGUUUGUUUUUUAUUCCUUUAAGAAUUCCAUGCACUUCCCACUGCCCUUUGUCCAUUGUGGUGCUCCGUGUAUGUGGUUGAACUGUCUCCUCCAUUAGUGAUCGGGAAACAAAUUGCAGUCCCCAGCAGGAUUGAAUUUGGUACCACAAUAAGAGUACCCUUAUAAAUGACAAUUAUUUUCAAGGUUUUCACUGAGGUUGAGAACUUUUUUUUAUUAGUAAACACUUAAAAAGCAGUUUUCAUGCAUAAAUUCAGGCUCACUAUAUUGCCAAAUUAUUUCUGUUCAAUCUCAGAUCUUGUUGGUUGUUUAUCUUAGGGAUCUCAGCUUCAAAAUGAAGCCAAAGUGGAAGUAUCUUGAAGUUGUAAUACUGCUGACUUCCACUAUAGGCUGCUCACAGAAAGACUAACAGAUUCAUGAUACUUAGGUUAGGAUGGGGGUUUUACAGAUCUGAUGAAAAAUUGGUGUGGAAAGUCUCCCGCAGCUUUAAACAUCAGUUCAUUUCUCUUGUAUUUGGGCCUCUGCGAGGGGUCUGGUCCAUGUAUAAUUUUUUCUCCAUUAAUCAGAUCUCAGGGCAAAUAGAGGUCUAGGUGUCUGCUGAGUCAGACUUUGAUUGACAGAUUUGUGUGACAGCUUUGCUCGUCUGUCAAGCCGUUUAUUUAAUAAAUGAUAGAUUUUCCCGACGGGCCGUGCCGCUGUAGUUGUGGUCAGUAGGUACCUCUACUAAGACUGUAAAAGUGCUCCAUGAAGUAUACUGUUUACUGAGUCAGUAAGCUAGUAUUAAGUAUUAGCUCACCUCUGAUCCCGCCGGCCUCCUGUGGUUCCACCCCUUUUGUCCAAUUAUGGUCACUUCCAGCUCCAGAAGGCCAGGAAGGAAGAAGUCAGUUAAUUUGAUGCUCAGUGAAACAGCAGGAGAUUAAAGUAUAUUUGGUUAAAUGUUGGUAACUAAUUAGUAGAUGUUAGACAAAGCUGACAGGUCUAAAUGCUGCGAAUGGAGACAAACGAGGUUGAGUAACCGAUGAGAUCUGAGGCUGAACAGGAAAUGUUAUGGGACUUCUAUUUGGCAACUAACUGGUACCUCGUAAAUGUGUUAUAACAGCUGAUAAAUGAUUAAUCAGGUUUCCAUCUUGAUUGAUGUUUUUGUUUUUUUUUAUCCUUUAUGAGGUUAUUCUUAAUGUAAAAUGGUACCCUGCCUGGACAUCUAAAGUGGUAGUGACUCCAGGCAGCUGUUAUUCAAAGAAGCUCUCUCUGGAUGCUUAUUCUAGGUCAGUGUUCACAAAUGACUAAGAAGGAAUUUGGCCAAAGUAAAAUAAGCUCAUCUAAAUUACCUCAAAAAGAUAUUGACGAGUGCUCAGCCCAGGUUGUUAUUACUUUUUAAAUGUUUUUUUUCAUGCUCGUGCUGGUGCUGUGCCCUUGACAGGAGAGAAAUGGAGGUGCUAUAUUCCCAUGCUGUUUCUCCCUUUAUGUCCUGUGAUCAUAUUCAACUCCAUUUUUGUACACGAUGUUAUGCUGUAGAACAUGAAAAUAAAAAACACCCUGCCUCAAGUUUAACAAGUGUCCCAACAUGAGUGGGUCACCCCAAAAGCCUCUCUGUUCUCUCUCCCAAUUCCUUUGAAAAUGACUCUUUUCUAUCAAUUUGUGUGGUGUAGCCCUUAAAGAAAGAACAAAAAAAAUCAUACACUGCAUCCAUAUUAAGUUUAGCAUUUCCUUAUUUGAAACAAUCUGACCAAGCAUGUUCAGUUAAAAGUCCAUGUGGUUGUAUGUUCAGAGGGUGCCAUCAGUCUGUUUUUAUCAGUUGGUUUUAUUUGUUCAGUUGUGGAAGCGUCCUGCUUUCAUGACUACUCAUAGUGCAUGGUCUGUCAAUUUUCCAUUUUCUCCAUGCUUUGGAAAUAACUCUUGGGCCACCAAAAUUCAAUGCAAUGACCAUUACACAUCAAUAAUGUGAUAAAUUCAUUAAAGUGGUUAAAUAAUUGAACAGUUUGUCAUAGGCAGGGUAAAAACCAAACAAGAGCCAAAUACAUUCAGUGGAUUAUGUGUGAAGACAUGAAAUGUGCACAUGUAUGAUUCAAAGUCAUUUAUAACUGAAAAGACAAUUUGCACAAGGAAGAGGCAGAAAACCCAUUUCACAACUAUGUCACAUUGGUUCAAUAAUUAUUUCCAAACCUGUACAUGUUGUAAAGACACAAAAAGUCCUGACCCUCCUGCUCAACAUUCUUAAAAAGUUAGUAACACUUGAAGAGGUUUUGAACCACUAGCCUUGACAUUGUACGUCUUCCCGUUCCCCAGGACUGUGGGGGUAUUGGAUCAUUUGCAUCCUGUUGAGUGAAUCUGGCAGACAAAGAGGGAUCAUGACACUCAUCAUUUUACUCCCAAAUUGACAUGGUAAUGAUGCCAAACGCACCAUAUGGCAUCCUCAUCUCAAUCUGAUCAUCUAACUUAACUCGCAUUAGGGUGCGACUGAGCCUUGAGCUGUGCGACUUGGGGGAGCGAGGAGCUGAGCGGCACUCUGAAAUGGGCAGCCAUUAGAAACGUGUUCAUGCACAAGGACUCAAAGUGGCAUCAAAGAGCCACAAUAGGCGGUCUUGUUGCUGUAGUGAGGGUGAUAUGAAUACUUAUGAGGACUUUUUUUUUUCUUUUCAGUGGAACAUCAGUGGCUGGUCUAGCUUUUGUUCUCUGGUGUGUUUACCACCACCACCACCCACCCCCUCUUCUGCUGCCUAUUAAAAGGCUGAGCAUUCAGCCAUGAUUUAUAAGCUGAAUAGAACAAGAUAGCGUUAUUCUGCUUACAGAAAGGUAUAAAAAUCAAGUUUUGUGAGUUACGAGAGACCCUCAGUGUUCAUGUCCUAACACAAACAUACGCAUUCAUUGUAUGUGGCUUCAACAGCAGUUCAUGUGUUGACAGGUUUAGAAGCAUUUCUGCUUUAUGUACUUGAUCCUCACCCAGAUCAAUAUUUCAUACAUGACAAGACUUGUUUGUAACAAGAGGCUUAUUAUACCUUAUAUCAUCCACAUAGGCUAUAGUAGGUCAAUAAGUGCUCCAGUAUAUCCAGAUGACGCUACAGUUCAGUAUAUCUCCACUCCAGUACAGUGUGUAUCAGUAUAGCCAUGUAAUAUCCACAACUUUCAAAUACACCAAACUUGUCAUUUUUCUUUGCCCUGUGUAGGGUAUGGGACAGUGAGCUCCAGAAGUUGAAGUCAAAGGGGUGGGUUGUGCCUUUAGACAGCCCCCCCCCCCCCCACCUCUGUGGCUACAGAUUAGCCGGCCACCCACCCAUAAAACAAUGCAGACGCCCUAUCAGCCCCACAGGCCUACAGACACCGCUCCACCAUAGGCUGAAAGCAGGUAGUGCUGUGGGUGUGUGGAGUCAGAAAAAGUCAUGUAAAAACAAAAAAGA